Messenger RNA from Zophobas morio, 2232 nucleotides. RefSeq names its product lachesin-like. The record is from RefSeq and is a predicted model, not a curated record. NCBI's taxonomy places the organism in Eukaryota, Metazoa, Arthropoda, Insecta, Coleoptera, Tenebrionidae. The transcript is spliced from 10 exons. Gene Ontology annotation, cellular component: neuron projection. Bases 7 to 1644 code for a protein of 545 amino acids.
ACCACAAUGAGCGGAUGGUUAAUUUUGCUCAACAGUUACAUCUUUCUGACGUCUGGCUUUACGCAAACGCUUAACGAAACCGACUCCGUUUUGUCAUACACGCGAUCUUUUAAUAUCGGUAAUACCGAAAUAUUUAAAGUCGAAAUUUCUUUGGGCAAUCAGAAGGAUGACGGUUUUCUCAUGCGACAGUUUAGAGGAAUGUUGCAAAAAUACAAACGGGUUCCAGAAUGGUGGAGAUCGGUGCAACGUUGGACGGAAUCGAAGAUGCGAGUCUUAAAUAGGCAGUGUGCGCGUCAGCUUCACAAUAUGACAGCCACGCAAGCAACUUUCCUUUUUUGCACUCUCUUGCAGGCCAUUCUUACAGAAGGUCAGAUGGCCGAGCAGCCCGAACCCGAGUUCUUGGGCCCUUUGGAAAAUCACACAGUAACGCAAGGCCGCGACGUCUACUUCACAUGCGUUGUUAAUCACCUGUCUUCUUACAAGGUAGCAUGGAUCAAGUCGGAUACUAAAGCGAUUCUGGCAAUUCAUACUCAUAUGGUAGCCCAAAAUCCUAGGCUUUCGGUGACACAUAAUGGACACAAUACUUGGAUGUUGCACGUCUCCAACGUACAAAAGAACGACUCCGGAACUUACAUGUGUCAAAUCAACACGGAUCCCAUGCGAAGCCAGAUGGGAAACUUGGAAGUCGUUAUCCCUCCGGACAUACUCAACGACAACGAAUCAACUCAAGGUUCAGGUGUUGCAGUUGAAGGUGGUACCAUCACACUGCGUUGUUAUGCGACCGGAGUCCCGGAACCCACCGUCGUUUGGAAGAGGGAAGGUGGCGAGAAAAUAGUGUUGCGUCACGACGGAAUCCGCGAGAAACAAGCCCUACCGCAGUUCAGUGGAGAGACACUGACGUUGACGAAUGUACAGCGCACUGAUAUGGGGCCUUACUUAUGUAUUGCGAGCAACGGCGUGCCCCCAUCUGUCAUUAAACGAUUGAUUGUGAAAGUUCACUUUCAUCCGCUGAUUAAAGUAUCGAAUCAGUUAGUGGCCGCCCCCAUUGCACGUGACGUUGCCAUACAAUGUUACGUUGAAGCAUCCCCUAAAGCCAUGAACCACUGGAUGCGGAAUACCGGAGAAAAGCUCAUUCCUAGCGACAAAUACGUUAUCGAAGAGGUUCCGAUUAACGAGUAUUCGCUAUAUAUGAAUUUGACAAUACGUAAUUUAGAAAAGAGAGAUUUCGGAGGCUACACCUGCAGCUCAUCGAACGCCUUAGGCAAAGCGGAGGGCUCCGUGCGGCUACAAGAACGACAAAUAAUCAUAAAAUCUACUAGCACCGCAAGCACACCCCGCUACAUAGAAACGAAACCUCGCAAACCACCGAACAAAGAUAAACAGAAAAAAUACAAACAACAAAAGAAAAAAGAAACCGGUGACAGUAGGAGCGAAGAGGAUCAAGAAAUGACCACGCUAUUGUUACCUGAAGUCAAAACACAGUCGCCUUCGCAGAUGUCGGUACCAAGUGCUAGUCGAUCUCCACCAUGGAAUCAUCUUCAUCGAAAUACGGCAGUCGGACUGCCUUUCGAGACAUCUUGUUGUUAUACUUUUAUUGGAUUUGUUAUGUUUCAAUUGUAUACUGUAUAUAGAGAAAUUGUUUAAUUUUUAUUAAAUUAGAGACAUUAUUCGGAGGAAACAAGGGAAUACCUAACCCAAUUGAUUCGAUAUUUUACGCAACAUAUGUUUGAGUACUCCCAAAUUAGUAAGGUUUUAUCUGGCAAACGUCUUCCUUGUACAAUUUAAACUCACUCUGAGUUUCAUAUCACCAUGUCUUCCCAUUUGCGAUUGUUAGUAAUAACUGGUUUCUUACUUUCAUACACGAACCAUCACUUGAUCUAAAUCCUCCUUUUUCGCUUCGGGUCUAUUCACUAUCACAAAACAACCAUAUCCAUUAUCGAUUCUUUCCUAACUGACAUCAUCAAGAACAAUAUGGAAUUUAAAUGACAAUAUCCGAUAUAUACCUAAUAUAUGAAGGACAAUAGCCUUUUUUAAAACAUAUACAAUAUAAUAUAAGGCACUUAUGAAAUGAGUUUUGAAUUUUUUUUUUUAUUUUGAAAUACAACGAUCGUUUUAAUAUUUAGUAAUAAAAUCCUUCAUGUCUUCCGAAUGAAAACUAUACAUAUUUGUGAUUUAUCAUUUUUUAUACACAUUUCGUGGUAUAUAAAGUCAUAUUUACAUAUUGUAUACAAA